Molecule: messenger RNA, 3069 nt
Organism: Armigeres subalbatus
Lineage: Eukaryota; Metazoa; Arthropoda; Insecta; Diptera; Culicidae
Product: protein aubergine-like
Exons: 6
Coding region: 165-2798 (877 amino acids)
Biological process (GO): regulatory ncRNA-mediated gene silencing
Cellular component (GO): P granule
Molecular function (GO): protein binding; piRNA binding; RNA endonuclease activity
Source: RefSeq, a predicted model, not a curated record
UUGUAUUUCCGGUUUGACUUCUGCUUUCCGGUUCAACCUUGUUUUGUCAUGCGCGAAAGCAUUAGUUCGUUUCAUGCAAAUGUUUGCUUAAAAUACUCUAGGACUUUAGUUUACAUUGAUUUCUGCACGUUUAUUCUGCACGGCUGAAAAAGAAACAAAAUAAUAUGAGCGAACGCCAACUGCAGGGACGGGCUCGGGCACGCGGCUACACUGCCGUCAAUGUGUCCAAUGAAGGUCGAGAAGGUCGUGGCCAGGCACCGGUCAGAGGCAGCGGGGUGGGCGUCUCGGGGCCUCGUCCAAGUUUUCAGCAUCCGGGUGCCGAGGGGCGCGCAAUGACCCAUCGUGAUGCAACGGCCGGUCGUGGUGCGGCAAGCACAACCAGUGGCAGCGGAAAUGGAAGUGGAAACGGUAAUGGGGCAGCAGGUGCCGGGCCGAAUCGUGGUGCGAUGCGCGGGCGCCGUACAAUUUCGGAUACACUUCGAACGCGCGCUCUCGAUGCACCCUCGAAGCACGGAUCUGAAGGUCAAACGAUAAAGCUUCAGGCCAACUAUUUCAAACUUAUGAAGCACAUCGAAUGGACGUUGUAUCAGUAUAGGGUUGAUUUCGCUCCGGUUUGUGACAGCAUCCGGUUGAUGCAGGGGCUGAUCAGUCAGCACAAGAAAACUUUCGGCGGUUAUCUGUUCGAUGGGACGCAGUUGUUCAUGGUGAACAAGCUGCGGAGCGAACAAUUGUCCUUAGACUGUCGACACGAACGGACGGGAGAUGUUUAUCAAAUCAAAAUCGUUCACACUGGAACGGUGGAUAUGACGAACGAAACCGGCAUCCAGGUUUUGAAUUUGAUUCUCCGACGCGCAAUGGGUGGUUUGAAUCUUCAACUGGUCGGCCGUAAUUUAUUCGAUGCUGCUGCGAAAAUUGCCAUUCGAGAAUAUCAGAUAGAACUGUGGCCAGGGUACGUAACCAGCAUUCGACAGCACGAACAGGAUAUCUUGGUUUGCUGUGAAAUUGCUCAUAAGACAAUGAGAAUGCAAACAUGUUACGACAUUCUUCGGGAGUGCCAGCGGCACGAUCGAAACUACAAGGAUGCGUUUACCCGCUCUGUCCUCGGAGUCGUUGUACUGACCGGAUACAACAACAAAACCUACACGAUCCACGAUGUUUCGUACGACACCACUCCAUCCAGCACAUUCGAAACCAGGAAUGGAAAAAUCUCGUUCGUCGAUUACUAUCAGCAGAAGUACAAUAUCAAGAUCCGGGAUCCCAAUCAGCCGAUGUUGCUUUCCCGAGCUAAGAAGCGCGACCUGCGAGCGGGUGGCAACGAACUGAUGGCUUUGGUGCCGGAGCUCUGUCGAAUGACGGGGCUUACCGAACAAAUGAGAAAUGAUUUUCGAAUGAUGCGUGCAAUGUCGGACCAUACUCGCCUCACUCCAGAUCGACGGAUUGAACGGCUGGAAACGUUCAACCGUCGUCUGCAAACCACGUCGGAGAGCAUGGAGGUAUUCAAGGUUUGGCAGAUGGAGCUUGACAAACGUCUGGUUGAACUUCCGGGGCGGUUGCUGCCAAAGGAAACAAUUUUCUUCUCAUCGACAUCACCUGGGGUUCCAUCGGGAGAUAAUGCGGACUGGACUGGCCACUUCCGUGAUCAACCGAUGUAUUCGACCAUCCGGCUGGAUCACUGGUUUUUGGUUGUACCAAAUAGGGCUCAACGGGAAGCCAACGACUUUGUCGGUUGCAUGAUGCAGGCUGCCCGUGGAAUGCGUUUCGAAAUCAAACAAUGUGAAUUUGUCUCCAUCCCGGACGACAAUCCUGGUACUUACGUCCGUAUGCUGGACAACCUGGUGAAUAAAGAUCCUCAGAUGAUUAUGUGCGUCGUUACAAAUCAGAAAGCCGACCGCUACACAGCAAUCAAGAAGAAGUGCUGCGUGGACCGCGCUGUACCAACGCAGGUCAUCUGCCAGAAAACAAUCACACCGAAGGGAGGCAAUGUGCGUACGCUGAUGUCCGUGGCGACCAAAGUCGUCAUUCAGAUGAACUGCAAACUGGGUGGCGUCCCGUGGAAGGUCAAAAUUCCUCUCAGCGGUCUGAUGACGGUCGGAUUCGAUGUAUGCCACGAUACGAAUGAUAAGUCAAAAUCUUACGGAGCAAUGGUGGCCACAUUCGACCAUGAAAUACGAGGCACUCCAAAGUUCUUCUCCACCGUAAGUCAGCAUGGGCACGGUGAAGAAAUUUGCAACUAUCUUCCCCUGAACAUGGUGAAAGCUUUGAACGAAUACCGCAAGGAGUAUAAUACGCUACCAAAGCGUAUUUUCUUUUAUCGGGACGGGGUCGGCGAGGGUCAAUUGCACUACGUGUAUGAGCAUGAGGUUCGAGCAAUGAUGGACAAGUUAAACGACAUUUACAAAUCCGCCGGGGCUGAACAGGACGUAAUGCUGGCCUUCUUCAUAGUUAACAAGCGCAUCAAUACAAGGUUCUUCGAACGAAAACACAAUCCUAAGCCGGGAACGGUUGUUGACGAUGUGGUUACACUUCCAGAACGCACUGAUUUUUACAUCGUUUCGCAAUCAGUUCGACAGGGAACGGUUUCUCCGACGGCGUAUAACAUCCUCCACGACACGACUGGACUGCAAAUCGAUCACCUACAGAUGUUGUCGUACAAGCAGUGCCAUUUGUACUACAACUGGUCCGGAACAACGCGGGUACCGGCGGUUUGUCAGUAUGCCCACAAGCUGUCCUUCCUGGUCGGUCAGUUUAUCCACCAGGCGCCGAGCAAUUUGCUCGAGAAGAAGCUUUACUUCCUGUAAUGAAGUAGCCUUGACAAUUCUUAGACAAAUUUUUAUAUCAGGACAUUUUUCUUAAGGCGAUUUUGUUUUUAGGAGAAUGAUAUAUUGUUAUUUUUUUGUUAUUUGACUGGCUGAAUGCCUUUACCGAAGUUAUUCGGAUAUUCUUUAUAUAUUGACAACUAUUUAAAGAUUAUUUUUCUUUAUACAUUUUUUUUUACAAAGUUUGUACAACGGAAUCUAUGCAUUGAAAUUAUUUUGAAUUGUUUUUAUUUUCAAGUGUAUAAUAAACUUU